AUGGGUGGUCGAAUUGAUAAACAAAUAAAUUCUGGAUCAUCUCCGCCAAUCUUUCGCUUGAACGGUCAGAAUUUUCAUUUGAUGGGGAGAUUAUUACCCAUUGGAGGUAAUUCAGCCAAAUUCGCACAGCUAUACAUUCAUGACUAUGAAAAUGAAGUUAUGAAUAGAAUUAGUGUUGUCAGGAAUGAAAGUGAUGUACAAGAUUUACACCCUCAAAUUGUUGCUGAUAUCCAAGCUAUUUUAGAUUAUUGCAAUGUUUUGGUUAAGUCAUUUCGAAUGGCGAAAGAAGCAAUCCAGUCAAAUCCAAGAGUAGAAGUUAAAAUGAAGUUGAUUGGGAAGCGUAGCAGAGAUGCCCGUACAUAUAAUUUGCCCACAGUCUCUGAAGUUGCUGCACUUAUUGUUGGGGACUUGGAUGCGCAUCUCGUUGAAAAUGGAUCUAGACAACGUAUUUCACCUCGCGAGUAUCUUACUUUUUGUAUUCAUGAGCGUUUAUCAGAAGUUUCAACAAUUUUAUAUGCUCGGAGAUUAUUUCAACAAUUUCUGGUCGAUGGUUACACCAUGGUUGAAGCUGGUCGAUUAUUGUAUAUUCGCACCAAUCAAAAAUCUUUAAGGUGUGGAGCUUAUCAGGGAUUGUCUGAUGCAUUAACACGAGGUGAUGUUGAGCCCGAUCGUCAUGGUAAACGAGUUAUUCUUCCUUCUAGCUUUAAUGGUGGGGCUAGGUAUAUGAUUCAAAACUAUCAAGAUGCCUUGGUGAUUUGUGGAUGGAUUGGUUAUCCUAAUUUAUUUAUUACAUUUACAUGUAAUCCAAAGUGGCCUGAAAUAGAGAGGUAUUUGGGAGAGCGACAUUUGAGUGCUGUCGAUCGACCUGAUAUCAUAUGUCGCUUAUUUAAAAUGAAAUUGGAUGCGUUGAUUAGGGAGAUCCAUUCUGGAUUAGUUUUUGGUAAUGUAACUGCAGUUAUUUAUACUGUUGAGUUCCAAAAAAGAGGACUUCCGCAUGCCCAUAUAUUGAUAUUUCUGGGCCAAGAAGAUGGUCAAGCUUUAUGUCAAAAUAUUGAUACUAUCAUUUCAGCUGAAAUUCCAAAUAAGGAAGUAGAUAGUGAGUAUUAUAAGGUUGUUGAGGAGUUUAUGAUUCACGGUCUUUGUGGUCAUCUUAGGAAGAAUUCUCCGUGUAUGGUCAAUGGUCGUUGUUCUAAACAUUUUCCAAAGAAGUUUGUAGACUCUUCAAAUUUUGAUCAAGAUGGUUAUCCUAUUUACAGACGAAGAGAUGAUGGAAGAGAAGGUCAAGUUGUAGAUGAGAUAUCUAUGUUCUAUGAUUGUCGUUACAUAUCUGCUUGCGAAGGAACAUGGCGUUUAUUCGGAUUUGACAUUCAAUUCAGAGUUCCUGCAGUUGAGAGGUUGAGUUUCCAUUUGCCUAAUCAACAAUUAGUUGUUUAUGGCGAUGAUGAUGAUUGUGUUGAUAAUAUUUUGAGUCGCCCGAGUGUUGGAGAAAGUAUGUUUUUAGCUUGGUUUGAAGCUAAAAAAAAGUUUGCAGAAGCUAAAGAGUUAACUUAUGGUCAGAUGCCCAACAAAUUUGUUUGGAAAAAGGAUGUUAGAGAGUGGCAUCUUAGACGUAAGGGGUUUGCUAUUGGACGUAUGUUCUUUGUUCCGCCAGGUUCUGGUGAAAUUUAUUAUCUAAGGUGUUUGUUGAACUUGGUUCGUGGUGAAACAUGUUAUGAAGAUCUUUGUAUUGUUGAGGGGGUGCAAUAUAGUUCAUUUCGAGAUGCAUGUUGUGCCCGUGGUUUAUUAGCAGAUGACAAGGAAUAUGUUGAUGCGAUUAAUGAAACAAGUAAAUGGGCAUCUGCAACUUCUAUGAGGAGACUAUUUGUGACUAUGCUUACUUCAAACGUUCUUAUUCGACCAGAAGUUUUGUUAGAUGAAGAAUUGUUAUAUGAUUGUGAUGCUCUUAAAGUUGAACAUGAUAAUUUGGUAGAGAAAUUGACAGAUGAACAGAGACAUGUCUAUGACAUAGUUCUUAGUGAUGUUGCGAAUGCUGGGGGUGGUUUGUUUUUUGUUUAUGGGUACGGAGGAACUGGUAAAACCUUUGUUUGGAAAACAUUAUCAGCUGCUCUGCGUUUUGAAGGUCACAUCGUCUUAAAUGUUGCCUCGAGUGGUAUUGCUUCUCUACUUUUGCCAGGUGGUCGAACUGCUCAUUCCCGAUUUGCUAUACCUAUUAAUAUAACUGAAGAUUCUACAUGUAACAUCUCUCAAGGGAAUGACUUGGCUAAUCUAAUUAUAAACUCCAAACUUAUUAUUUUGGAUGAAGCCCCGAUGAUGCAUAAACAUUGCUUUGAGGCUUUAGACCGAACCAUGAGAGAUUUAUUACGGUUUGUGAAUCCUUUGAGUACAGAAAUGACAUUUGGAGGAAAAACAGUGGUUCUUGGUGGUGAUUUUCGACAAAUACUGCCUGUGAUUCCUAAGGGAACAAGAAAAGAUAUUGUUGGAGCAAGCAUCAAUUCAUCUUAUCUCUGGCAAAAUUGUAAGGUGCUAAGAUUGACUAAGAAUUUGAGAUUACAAAGAUUGGGAAAUGAUGACAGUGCUGAAGAUAUCAAUUCAUUUUCAAAGUGGAUAGCUGGUAUAGGUGAUGGUUUGAUUGGUGGACCAAAUGAUGGGUGUGCAGUAAUAAAUAUUCCGGAACAAAAUGUAUUCCGGCCACAUCGAGAUUCGAUAUCAGCCAUAGUAAAUAGUACGUUCCCGGAAUUUUGCUCAGCUAUUAUAACUUAUUUCAGUUCUGAUUCUGUUUGUCAAUCAAAUUCUGGUGUCGACACUUUAGCUGGUUUACAUACUACAGAGUUUCUUAACACGUUGAAAUGCUUGGGUAUUCCAAAUCAUUGUCUUAUGUUGCAAGUUGGAUCUCCAGUUAUGUUGUUGCGAAACAUUGACUACACUCUUAGCUUGUGUAAUGGUAUGAGAUUAGACAUUACUAAAUUGGGAGAUCAUGUUGUUGAAGCGAAAGUGAUGUCAGGAAGUUGUAUGGGUACACGAGUUUUAAUUCCAAGAUUGUUGACACCGUCUGAUCCUCGAUUGCCAUUUAAGUUCCAAAGGAGGUAG
This is a messenger RNA of Ipomoea nil (Japanese morning glory), 3087 nucleotides long. RefSeq lists its product as uncharacterized. The record is from RefSeq and is a predicted model, not a curated record. Gene Ontology annotation, molecular function: DNA helicase activity. Lineage: Eukaryota; Viridiplantae; Streptophyta; Magnoliopsida; Solanales; Convolvulaceae. The transcript is spliced from 7 exons. The coding region runs from base 1 to 3087 and encodes 1028 amino acids. Gene Ontology annotation, biological process: telomere maintenance; DNA repair.